This is a messenger RNA of Colletotrichum godetiae, 1457 nucleotides long. Its product is annotated as hepatocellular carcinoma-associated antigen 59-domain-containing protein. The record is from RefSeq and is a predicted model, not a curated record. Gene Ontology annotation, biological process: mRNA splicing, via spliceosome. Gene Ontology annotation, cellular component: spliceosomal complex. Lineage: Eukaryota; Fungi; Ascomycota; Sordariomycetes; Glomerellales; Glomerellaceae. The coding region runs from base 196 to 1359 and encodes 387 amino acids. The transcript has 3 exons.
GUUUCCUGGUGCGGCCUCAAUCGCCAGGCGAAUUUGCGCUUUCUGUCCACGUCGAGUAUCACAACAUACACAUUCAUCCUCUUCACAUCUUUAAAUCCAACGUCCCAAGAGCCGCAUCCAGGACACAUACCACCUCUCACCCCCGCGUAUCCAUAUACAACAAUCGCGCGCCCCGGCGCCCACGUUUACAACAUCAUGGCGUCACCCGCCGACGAAAUUCCGACCACAGACGCAGCUCCGGCCCCGGCCCCGAUCCUGUUCCGCGCAAACAAGAAGCGCAAAGCAGGCCUCCGCCAACGCGCGGCAUCGCCUACCGAAGACAAUGACAACAACACCGCCUCGAAACCGCACUCGACAGCAGAAAACGCUACGACACCGGCAUCAAUCACCGAGACCACCUCCACCGGCGACGAUGGCCCCGAAUCACACAUCCCCUCCGCCCUCCGCCACCGCUCUCGCAAGCGCCUCAACGGCGUAGGCUUCUCCGCCCGAGGUUCGUCCUCGGCUACUACCACCACCAACACCGCUGCUGGAGACGACACAGAUCCCAUGAGCCUAUCAUCAUCGCGCGCCCUGGUUCCCGCCCCAGUACAAACCCCAGACGAAGAUCCUCUCAUCGCAAAGCGCUUCGCGCCGCAAACCGGCGCGGCAGCCACCACAAUCGUCAAUAAACACAUGAUGGAAUACAUAGAAUCGCACCUCUCUAACCGCAAUCCACCACCACCAUCAUCCGAACAAUCAACCUCCCAAAACCAAGCCGCCGCAACGAAUCCGUCAGCAACAACAGCAAGCGCCUCCACCGAGACCCCAGACCCCAAAAACCACCCCAUCAUGCAAGGGAAACUCAUGGAAGUCGACCUCGGCGACGAAGUCCGCGCCCGGAACCAAGCCAUGACGGAAAAAGCAGCCCGCCGCCUCCUAGGCGAAGCCGUUGACGACGACGGCAGCGGCCACGGCGGCCGGCGAGCCAAGAAGCCCCGACUCGGCAGGGACGGCAAACCCUGGCGGUCCAGGAACAGGCGUAACAGCGACGACGUCAAGCGGGACCAGCUCGUCGAGGAGAUUUUACGUGAGAAUAGACUCGACGUCUACGACGUGCCAAAACCACAAGAACCUCAAAACGACGGCGACGGCGACGCAGACGACCGCAUCGCCGAGGAGUUCCGGCGCGAGUUCAUGGACGCCAUGGUUCAGCGCCAACAAAAGAAGAAGACGGCAGCGCCAGCGGCCCGCGCCGGCGCUCGCAAGGCCGACGAAGAGGUUCUCAAGGGUCCGAAGCUGGGCGGUAGUCGCAACGCUAGAGCCGCCAUGCGCGAUUUGCUCUUGAAGAAGGAGAAGGAGAAGGACUCGAGGAGAUGAUGAGCCCCAGACCUCCUGCUUCUUUGUAUACAAUAGUGACAAAAGACGAGUUUGGAUGAUACCCAUGAUCAGAAAAUUGGACAUUACAGCUUAAAGAU